AAAGAGAGAUUCUUUUGUAUAAUAAGAAGAUGCUUCUUCUCCUCUUCCUCUAAAACUUUUCUUUCUUCUCUUCUCCCAUGGCGGCGGCUUCUUCUACCUUCUUCUCACCGGCACUUCUCUCCAACAACAACCGCUCUCAGCCACCAUGCUGUUCCAUCUCUUCCUCUCCGGUGCUCAUCGCUACUCCCAGAUCGUCUCGUUUGAGCUUCACUACUACACCUGAGAAGAGGAGAAGCCUCGUGGUGAAAUCAACGGUGGGAGAGGUGUCCUUUCGCGAACCGGAGACAUCUGGAUCGGGAGACAAGGAGGGAAUCGAAACGCUGAAACUCAAGUUACUGAGUGUGGUUUCGGGGUUGAACAGAGGACUCGUGGCGAGUGUGGAUGAUCUACAACGUGCUGAGACUGCUGCUAAACAGCUUGAAUCGGCUGGUGGACCCGUGGAUCUUACCGAGGGUCUUGAUAAGCUCCAAGGGAAGUGGAGGCUCUUGUAUAGCAGCGCCUUCUCUUCUCGCUCUCUAGGUGGUAGCCGUCCUGGUUUACCCACUGGUCGUUUGAUUCCUGUCACUCUUGGCCAGGUUUUUCAAAGGAUCGAUGUGUUUAGCAAAGAUUUCGAUAACAUAGCGGAAGUGGAGAUAGGAGCUCCAUGGCCGCUUCCGCCUCUGGAAGCCACUGCCACACUGGCACACAAAUUUGAACUCUUAGGUACUUGCAAGAUCAAGAUCACAUUUGAGAAAACAACAGUGAAGACGUCUGGAAACUUAGCGCAGAUUCCUCCCUUUGAGAUCCCGAGGCUUCCUGAUAGUUUCAGGCCACCGUCAAACCCUGGAACUGGAGAUUUUGAAGUCACCUAUGUUGAUGAGAACAUGCGCAUAACUCGUGGGGAUAGAGGUGAACUUAGGGUGUUUGUCAUUGCUUAAGCUCGAACGAUAUGUUUGACGUGUAAAGAUUUAAGUACUUUCCUUGUGAGUUUUAUACAAAUCGUUUUAACGAUUAUAGAACUAAAGUAUUUUAUAAUGAAAAGAAUAUCCUGCUUAGUGAGACAAAAA
Raphanus sativus (radish) is the source of this 1046-nucleotide messenger RNA. RefSeq names its product plastid-lipid-associated protein 6, chloroplastic. The coding region runs from base 78 to 917 and encodes 279 amino acids. The record is from RefSeq and is a predicted model, not a curated record. NCBI's taxonomy places the organism in Eukaryota, Viridiplantae, Streptophyta, Magnoliopsida, Brassicales, Brassicaceae. The transcript has 4 exons.